This is a messenger RNA of Tilletiaria anomala UBC 951, 1047 nucleotides long. RefSeq names its product Mak16 protein. The coding region runs from base 1 to 1047 and encodes 348 amino acids. The record is from RefSeq and is a predicted model, not a curated record. The transcript has 3 exons. Gene Ontology annotation, cellular component: preribosome, large subunit precursor; nucleolus. Lineage: Eukaryota; Fungi; Basidiomycota; Exobasidiomycetes; Georgefischeriales; Tilletiariaceae. Gene Ontology annotation, biological process: maturation of 5.8S rRNA; maturation of LSU-rRNA.
AUGCAGUCUGACGAUGUCAUCUGGUCCGUGAUCGGGCAUCAAUUUUGCUCGUAUAAGAUCAAGUCCACGACUCACUCGACUUUUUGCCGAAAUGAAUACAACCUGACCGGUCUCUGCAAUCGCCAAUCCUGCCCUCUUGCCAAUGCACGCUAUGCUACGAUCCGAGAGCGGGAAGGAAUCGUAUAUCUUUAUGUCAAGACGGCCGAGCGUUCGCACCUACCAUCUCGGCAAUGGGAGCGCAUCAAAUUGAGCAAGAACUAUGCCCAGGCUCUGGAGCAAAUCGACAAGGAGCUGGUGUACUGGCCAAAGUUCAUCACGCACAAGACUAAGCAGCGUCUCACCAAGAUCACACAGUAUCUCAUCAAGCUUCGCCGAAUCAAGCUCAAGGAGGAGGAUCAACCGAGACUGGUGGGGAUCAAAAAGAAGACAGAGAAGCGAGAGGCGACGCGAGAGAACAAGGCACUGAGAGCUGCGAGACUAGAAAAGUCAAUUGAGAAGGAGCUGCUCGAGCGACUCAAGAGCGGAGCAUACGGAGAUGCCCCAUUGAAUGUCAACGAGGACGUCUGGCGUGCCGUGCUCGAUCGGAGGCGUGAAAAGGAGGAGGCAGAAAAAGAGGACGAGCUUGGCCUGGAAGACGAGGAGAGCGAGGAGGAGGACGAGGAAGACAUGGAACAGAUGGAGAAAGAGUGGGAGAUGGAGGAUGGGGAGGACCACGAGGGCGUGGGCGAUCGCGAGUUCGUCAGCGACGAUAGUGAAGAUGAUGAUGAUGACGAGUUGGAAGACAUGGACGGGUUCUUUGACUCGGACGGAAAUACGAUCGAAUCAGAAGAUGACGACGAGAAUGAUGAGGACGAAAGUGAUGAUGGGGACGAUGAUGGCACAGAGCCCAAAACAAGUGGUUCUAGCAGGCGCAAGCAGGCGCCAACAGCCCCUGCAGCACGUAAAAGUGACCCCUCUAGCAAGAAGCGGAAAGGCGGUCCCGGUAUGGAGAUCGAGUAUGAGCACGAGACCGAGCCGCUCACUGCAGAGAAGCUGGCUAGCUGGUGA